Molecule: messenger RNA, 2001 nt
Organism: Symbiodinium sp. CCMP2456
Lineage: Eukaryota; Dinophyceae; Suessiales; Symbiodiniaceae
Source: the annotation of a GenBank genome assembly
AUGCCUUGGGUGGGCAUGCCAACAAAGAUAUUUGCCAUCGUGCCGCUCUUGACCCAGGUCAACGGCAUCGCAUUCAAACACGGUCCUUGUGCGUUUGUCAGCAGGGAGGAGUACGAGUUUUGUUGCUGUGAGGUGCCCGAGAACACAGCCUGCUGGAACCACGAGUCCCACACACAGUGGCAGGAUUGCUGCGAGAACGACUUCAAGGAAAAAUGCCCACUGGGCUCUCGCGUCUUCCGGCGCCUGCAGCCGCGAACGGAGGUGGCGCGGGCCGGAAUUCAGGAUACCUUGGCAGUGUAUCAGUUCGGCGAUUUGCGGACCACGGUUCUGGAGAUUGUAAACUGUGAGCAUGGCGUGCACUGGGCUACAUGGAAGAUGCUCUCGCUUUUGCUGCAACAACACGAAGCUGAGACGCUGCACGAGACGGCGAAGCUGGAUACAAAGUUGACGGCACUGGCCACUGCCAUAGUGAGCAAUUUCAACCUGAGCUCAUUGGGUGAGCAGCCCGCGGACACCGAAUGUGCAUUCUGUGCUUAUUUCGGGCACGAGUGGCUGGACACGGUUUCCAGGUUCGGCAUCAAAGAGCAGACAUGGCUCAAAGAUCCCCGUGAGAUUCUGUGCGUGCUGGGGUAUGUCUCUGCUGCCUUUGUUGUCGCCGUGACGACCGAGGUUCGCAGCCUCUUGCCAGAUGCAUUGAGGCUCUUUGCCGGCAACCAGGACUUGGAUGUCUCGUCAUCCUCGAUUUGGCCGAUCAGCUACUGGGAUCUCGCUCUGAACCUCGGCCGGGGCCGCCCGCGUAAGAUGCGGACACUUGCAGCUGAUGCGCGGGCUGUUGCAAAGUUUCCGGAGCUGCUGCUUUAUCCAGGUCCUUAUCGAAGGUGGCAGGCUUGGUCGCAAGCUGAAGCGAAGCCCUUCAUUCGUGCAGUGAGCCUGGUCUACCACCCGGCUGUGGAUAUCGAAAUCCCAUCUUUUCUUCUGAAUCUGUCCGAUGGACGCCUUGGGGUAACAUUUGCUUUCCUGGACGUGGGCUCGCACUACACAGGCGAUCGGAUGAUGGAGCACGUCUGCAGCCAGUGGCCGGACCUCUGCAUGGCGCCAAAUGCCCCUGUUGUCUUCGAGGAAGGUGCGGCUCCCUCGGCAGAUCUGCUUUUUUGCUGCAUCUACAGCCACUGCCAGCGUUUAGAGACAUGGAUGGGCCAGAGGUUGCCUCUCAUCUCGUACUAUGCUGGCAUUCCUGAAAACGACUUUUAUGUCCGUAGUGGUGAAAAGAAGGUGGAGGAGGAGCUGAAGGCUAUGUGGAGGUAUGUGGGUAGACGCGAAGAGGAUACCAUGCUGCUGGUCGAUGCCCCGUACACAGCCGAAGUCCUGCACGCUCACUCGGGCCAGCUGCACCCUGUCUAUCGGCCUCUUGCUGUCUACUUGACUCGCUUCAAGUACGCACCCAAACUGGAUCAAAUCCUCGUGCCAAAGUCCAGAUCUGCGUCUGUCACGUCGCAGUCAGAGUGGAUGUUUCACCUGCUUGUGUCCCUUGGGGGCGAGAGUUUCGCGCCUAAGUUCGCCAUCCAGAACUCUUUCCUCAGCUUCGAAGACUAUGCGGCCUACCAGGCCAUUGCUUACCUUCCUGGUCCGCAUAGUUGGGUGUUGAUGCAGUGGCGUGAGUUUUACAGCAUGGACAUGCCGCUUUUCGUCCCACACAGAGAGGAUUUGCUGGCCCACUCACGGUACUGGCAUAUCAACCUCUGGAACAACUUGAAGUCUGUGCCAGAGGAGAAUUGGAUGCAAAAAAGGGAGUUCUGGUCUCAGCGCCAUCCGUACCGGCCAUUCCCACCACAGGAUCAGUGGUCCGGCGAGUAUGUCCGUGCAAGCAUGUACUGGUCUCAAAGCCUGGAAUACUUGACGUGGCCCUUUGUUCAGCAAUUUCGUGGAGUUCCCGACUUGCUGCACAAGGCCAGGGUAGCGCCGGGAUGCGUAAAGCCUUCUACUUCUACGCCUUCACAAUAG